This is a messenger RNA of Thamnophis elegans (Western terrestrial garter snake), 6318 nucleotides long. Its product is annotated as zinc finger protein 268-like. The record is from RefSeq and is a predicted model, not a curated record. Bases 341 to 6106 code for a protein of 1921 amino acids. Lineage: Eukaryota; Metazoa; Chordata; Lepidosauria; Squamata; Natricidae. The transcript has 7 exons.
CUGACCCACGGGAGGAGGAUGGCAUUGGCGGAGCCUCUUGUGCCGUUUGGAGGGUCGAAGCGGCCGCUGGAAGGUUCUGCAGCCAUUUUUAACCACAAUGAAACUAAUCCAUUAAUAUGAAUCUUACAGUGGUGGAUGCCAAGAAGAGCAUCCUGGAUUCAAGAGGGAUUUGAAUCAAAGCACCACCAGUUAGAGAUUAAAAAUAUUUCUACUUCCUAGAGAAUCCAAGAUUAUAAGUGUUGAAAAAACCCCACAAUCUGUCUAUUGUGGGGGGAAAAACAGAUUACCAAUCACAGCUGAUUAUGCACGAGGGAAUCCACACCACAAAAAAUAUACAAAAAUGCUUGGAAUGUGGCAAACGCUUUACUCGGAGCAACUUCCUCAUGGAAGCACCCACACCCGAGAGAAAUUCUACCAGUGCUCCCAAUGUGGCAAAAGGUUUAGCACAAACACCAGUCUGGUGAGACAUAAGAAGACUCACACUGGGGAGAAACCUUUUGAUUGUCCUGAUUGUGGGAAAAGUUUCAUCCAGAAUUCUGACCUAGUGAUGCACCAGAGGACUCACACGGGAGAGAAACCAUAUGCGUGUCCAGAGUGUGGGAAAAGUUUCAGUAAGAAUUUCAAUCUGGUGAUACACCAGAGGAUUCAUACAGGAUAUAAACCAUAUGAGUGUUUGUAUUGUGGGAAAAAGUUCAGCCAGAAUGCCAACCUGGUAAUACACCAGAGGACUCACACAGGAGAAAAACCAUAUGAGUGUCUGUAUUGCGGGAAAGGUUUCACUCAGAAUGCCAACCUUGUGAUGCACCAGAGGACUCACACAGGAGAGAAACCAUUUGAGUGUCCGGAUUGUGGGAAAAGUUUCCAGCAGAAUUCCAAGCUGGUGAUACACCAGAGGACUCACACAGGAGAGAAACCAUAUGAAUGUCUGGAUUGUGGGAAAGGUUUCAAGGAAAAUUCCACCCUGCUGUUACACCAGAGAACUCACACCGGAGAAAAACCAUAUGAGUGUUCAGAUUGUGGAAAAGCUUUUAGUAGGAAUUCUAACCUGCUGAUCCAUCAGAAGGCUCAUACUGGAGAUAAACCAUAUGAGUGUUCAGAUUGUGGGAAAGGUUUCAAUUGGAAUUCAGAUUUGGUGAUACACCAGAGGAUUCAUACAGGAGAAAAACCAUAUGAGUGCCUGGAUUGCGGGAAAAAUUUCAGUCGGAAUUCCCACCUGGUGGAACACCAGAGAACUCACACAGGAGAAAAACCAUAUGAGUGUCCUGAUUGUGGGAAAAGUUUCUAUCGUAAUUCUAACUUGGUGGUACACCAGAGAACCCACACAGGGGACAAACCAUAUCAGUGUAUAGAGUGCGGUAAGAGUUUCCAUUGGAAUUCUGCCCUGUUGGUAAUACACCAGCGGACUCACACAGGAGAGAAACCAUAUGAGUGUUCAGAUUGUGGGAAAAGUUUCAGUCGGAAUUCUUACCUGGUGAUACAUCAGAGGACUCACACAGGAGAGAAACCAUAUGAGUGUUCAGAUUGUGGGAAAAGCUUCAGUCGGAAUUCUUACUUGGUGAUACAUCAGAGGACUCACACAGGAGAGAAACCAUAUGAGUGUUUGGAUUGUGGGAAAAGUUUCACUCGGAAUUCUUACUUGGUGAUACACCAGAGGAUUCACACAGGAGAAAAACCAUAUGAGUGUUUGGAUUGUGGGAAAAGUUUCAACAAUAAUUCUAACCUUGUGAUACACCAGAGAACUCAUACAGGAGAGAAACCUUAUGAGUGUUCGGAUUGUGGGAAAUGUUUCAGUCAGAACUCUAAGCUUGUGAUACACCAGAGAUCUCACACCGGAGAGAAACCAUAUCAGUGUUUGGAUUGUGGGAAAAGUUUCACUCGGAAUUCUUACCUAGUAAUACACCAGAGGACUCACACAGGAGAGAAACCAUAUGAGUGUUUGGAUUGUGGGAAAAGUUUCAAAAAUAAUUCUAACCUGGUGAUACACCAGAGAACUCAUACAGGAGAGAAACCAUAUGAGUGUUCGGAUUGUGGGAAAAGUUUCAGUCAGAACUCUAAGCUUGUGAUACAUCAGAGAAGUCACACAGGAGAGAAACCAUAUGAAUGUUCGGAUUGUGGGAAAAGUUUCAAAAAUAAUUCUAAACUUGUGAUACACCGGAGGAGUCACACGGGGGAGAAACCAUAUGAGUGUCUAUACUGUGGGAAAAGUUUCAGUCAGAGCUCUUACCUGGUGAUACACCAGAGGAUUCACACGGGUGAGAAACCAUAUGAGUGUCCAGAUUGUGGGAAAGGUUUCAGUCAGAACUCUUACUUGGUGGUCCACCAGAGGAGACACACGGGCGAGAAACCAUAUGAGUGUCCGGAUUGUGGGAAAGGUUUCCAGCAGAAUUCCAGUCUGGUAGUACACCAGAGGACCCACACAGGAGAGAAACCAUAUGAAUGUCCAGAUUGUGGGAAAAGUUUCAAUCAAAAUUGUAAACUUGUUCAACACCAAAGUACUCACACAGGAGAGAAACCAUAUAAGUGUCCAGAUUGUGGGAAAGCUUUCAUUUGGAAUUAUCACUUGGUGAGACACCAGAGGACACACACAGGAGAGAAACCAUAUAAGUGCCCAGUUUGUGGGAAAAGUUUCCAGCAGAAAUCCUAUCUGUUCCUACACCAGAGGACUCACACAGGAGAGAAACCAUAUGAGUGUCCAGAUUGUGGGAAAGCUUUCAGUAGGAAUUCUGACCUGCUGAAACACCAGAGGACUCACACAGGAGAGAAACCAUAUGAGUGUCCAGAUUGUGGGAAAAGCUUUAGUCAUAAUUCCUACUUGGUUAUACACCAGAGAACUCACACUGGGGAGAAACCGUAUGAGUGUCCAGAUUGUGGGAAAAGUUUCAGUAAUCAUUCUAACCUUCUGAAACACCAGAUGACUCAUACAGGAGAGAAACCAUAUGAGUGUUCAGAUUGUGGGAAAAGCUUUAGUCAUAAUUCCUACUUGGUUACACACCAGAGAACUCACACAGGAGAGAAACCAUAUGAGUGUCUUUACUGUGGUAAAAGUUUCAGUCAGAACUCUAACCUGGUGAUACACCAGAGGACUCACACAAGACAAUAUGCAUGUUGUGGGAAAAGCGCAGAUUGCAAAUCAGAGCUCAUUAUGCAUCAGAGAAUCCACACUUGUGAAAAACCAUACAAAUGCCCCGAAUGUAGCAAAGUCUUUCGCUACACUUCCCAACUUACUGAGCAUAAAAGAACCCAUACUGGAGAAAAGCCCUACCAAUGCCCACAGUGUGCCAAAAAGUUUAGUAAGCAUGCCAACCUGGUGAUACACAAGAGGACUCACACCGGAGAGAAACCGUACAAGUGUCCAGAGUGCGGGAAACGUUUCAGUCAGCAUUCCAACCUGGUGAUACACCAGAGGACUCACACUGGGGAGAAACCAUAUGAGUGUUCGGAUUGUGGGAAAAGUUUCCAGCAGAAUUCCAACCUGGUGAUACACCAGAGAACUCACACAGGAGAGAAACCCUACAAGUGUUCAGAUUGUGGAAAAUGUUUCAGUAAGAAUUCUAACCUCGUGAUACACCAGAGGACACAUACAGGAGAGAAACCAUAUGAGUGUCCGGACUGUGGGAAAAGCUUUAGUCAUAAUUCUUACUUGGUUAUACACCAGAGAACUCACACUGGGGAGAAGCCAUAUGAGUGUCCAGAUUGUGGGAAAAGUUUCAAUAAUAAUUCUAACCUUGUGAAACACCAGAGAACUCACACAGGAGAGAAACCAUAUGAGUGUCUAUAUUGUGGGAAAAGUUUCAGUCAGAACUCUUGCCUGGUGAUACACCAGAGAACUCACACGGGCGAGAAACCAUAUGGGUGUCCGGAUUGUGGGAAAGGUUUCCAGCACAGUUCCAAUUUGGUCAUACACCAAAGAACUCACACAGGAGAGAAACCAUAUGAAUGUUCAGUUUGUGGGAAAUGUUUCAGUAAGAAUUCCAACAUGGUGAUACACCAGAGGGUUCACACAGGAGAGAAACCAUAUGAAUGUUCAGAUUGUGGGAAAUGUUUCAGUAAGAAUUCCAACCUAGUAAUACAUCAGAGGACUCACACAGGAGAGAAACCAUAUGAGUGUCCAGAUUGUGGGGAAAGCUUCAGUCAUAAUUCCGACUUUGUGAAACACCAGACGACUCACACAGGAGAGAAACUGUAUCAGUGUCCGAAAUGUGGGAAAAAAUUCGCCCGGAAUUCUAAGCUAGUGAUACAUCAGAGAUCUCACACAGGAGAAAAACCAUAUCAGUGUCCAGAUUGUGGGAAAGGUUUCAGUCAGAAUGCCCAUCUGGUGAUACACCAGAGGACUCACACAGGAGAGAAACCGUAUAAGUGUCCAGAUUGUGAUAAAAGUUUCCAGCAGAAUUCCAACCUGGUAGUACAUCAGAAGACUCACACGGGACAGAAACCGUAUGAGUGCCCAGACUGUGGGAAACGUUUUACUCGAAAUUCCAACCUGAUGAUACACCAGAGGACUCACACAGGAGAGAAACCAUAUGAGUGUCCAGAUUGUCGGAAAUGUUUCAGUCUUAAUUCUGCCCUUGUGACGCACAUGAGGACACACACAGGAGAGAAACCAUAUGAGUGUCCAGAUUGUGGGAAAAGUUUCAGUCAGAAUUCUACCUUAAUGAUGCACCAGAGAACUCAUACAGGAGAGAAACCCUAUGAGUGUUCAGUUUGUGGGAAAUGUUUCAGUUAUAAUUCCAGCCUUGUGCAACACCAGAGAAUUCAUACAGGAGAGAAACCAUAUGAAUGUCCAGUAUGUGGGAAAAGUUUCAAUCAUAAUUGCAACCUUGUGAAACACCAAAGGACUCACACAGGAGAGAAACCAUAUGAGUGUUCAGAUUGUGGGAAAGCUUUCAGUUGGAAUUCUGACCUGGUGAGACACCAGAGAAUUCACACAGGCCAUACUGGAGAAAAGCCCUACCAGUGCCCACAGUGUGACAAAAAGUUUAGUAAGCAUGCCACCCUGAUGAUACACAAGAGGACACACACGGGAGAGAAACCGUACAAGUGUCCACAGUGCGGGAAAAGUUUCAGUCAGAACUGUAAGCUUGUGAUACACCAGAGAACUCACACAGGAGAGAAACCAUAUGAGUGUCUGUACUGUGGGAAAAGUUUCAAAAGUAAUUGGACACUUGUGAUACACCAGCGGGGUCACACGGGGGAGAAACCAUAUGAGUGUCUAUACUGUGGGAAAAGUUUCAGUCAGAGCUCUAACCUGGUGAUACACCGGAGGAGUCACACGGGAGAGAAACCAUAUGAGUGUCCAGAUUGUGGGAAACUUUUCAGUCAGAGCUAUUACUUGGUGGUCCACCAGAGGAGACACACAGGCGAGAAACCAUAUGAGUGUCCGGAUUGUGGGAAAGGUUUCCGGCAGAAUUCCAGGCUGAUAGUACACCAGAGGAUUCACACCGGAGAGAAACCAUAUGAAUGUCCAGAUUGUGGGAAAGGUUUCAAACAAAGGUGUAAACUUGUUCAACACCAAAGUACUCACACAGGAGAGAAACCAUAUAAGUGUCCAGAUUGUGGGAAAGCUUUCGUUUGGAAUUAUCACUUGGUGAGACACCAGAGGACACACACAGGAGAGAAACCCUAUGAGUGUUCAGUUUGUGGGAAAUGUUUCAGUUAUAAUUCCAGCCUUGUGCAACACCAGAGAACUCAUACAGGAGAGAAACCAUAUGAAUGUCCAGUAUGUGGGAAAGCUUACAGUAGGAAUUUUGAGCUGUUUAAACACCAGAGGACUCACACAGGAGAGAAACCAUAUGAGUGUCCAGAUUGUGGGAAAGCUUUCAGUUGGAAUUCUGACCUCAUGAGACACCAGAGAAUUCACACAAGACAAAGAGAUUGCCAAGAAGAGUCUUCUGGACAGCAAAGAAUCAGAAGCAACACUACGAAGGAAAACAAAUCCUUUCCUCCAGAAAACCACAAAGCUUUUCUCCGUUCCCCAGAAAGUGAGCAACGAGUAAGGAAAGAAAAUAGAAAAAGAGUUUUGAGCUGGGAAAAAAUAUAUAUGUGGAACUCAAGGAAACAUUGCAUGAAAAGAUUUCUUGAACUUUUGUCAAAAGAGAGAGAAAGGUAAAUCCUACUUGCUCAUUAUGGACCUGCAGUUGAGAGUUCAAUCUUCUUAGUUUAAGUCAAGUAAUGUGCUUCUCAAAUCGCACCAUCCUGGUUCUCGAUUUUGUAUAAAGUACCUCCUUCAAGUCAUGGAAGUAAAAGAUCUCUAUCUGGCUUUCCAAAGUGAGAAUUGGUUUUCCUGUGAAAUAUGAAAAAAGAUAAAAGAAUUCGAGUUGA